GGGAGGAGUUUUAUGAAGCCUCACCCUACGAGCCGGUGACCUCCCGCCUCUCGGACAUCUUCAGGCUUGCUUCAAUCUUCUCAGGGACAGGGGCGGAGCCGGUGGUCAGCGCCAAGAGCAACCACUGCCUGGAUGCUGCCAAGGCCUGCAACCUGAACGACAACUGCAAGAAGCUGCGCUCCUCUUACAUCUCCAUCUGCAACCGCGAGAUCUCGCCCACCGAGCGCUGCAACCGCCGCAAGUGCCACAAGGCUCUGCGCCAGUUCUUCGACCGCGUGCCCAGCGAGUACACCUACCGCAUGCUCUUCUGCUCUUGCCAAGACCAGGCGUGUGCUGAGCGCCGCCGGCAGACCAUCCUGCCCAGCUGCUCCUAUGAGGACAAGGAGAAGCCCAACUGCCUGGACCUUCGCAGUGUGUGCCGGACGGACCACCUGUGCCGGUCCCGGCUGGCAGACUUCCAUGCCAAUUGUCGAGCUUCCUACCAGACGCUUACCAGCUGCCCUGCGGACAAUUACCAGGCGUGCCUGGGCUCCUAUGCCGGCAUGAUUGGGUUUGAUAUGACACCCAACUACGUGGACUCCAGCCCCACUGGCAUUGUGGUGUCCCCCUGGUGUAGCUGUCGUGGCAGUGGGAACAUGGAGGAAGAGUGUGAGAAGUUCCUCAGGGACUUCACUGAGAACCCGUGCCUCCGGAAUGCCAUCCAGGCCUUUGGCAAUGGCACAGAUGUGAAUGUGUCCCCUAAAGGCCCCUCAUUCCAGGCCACCCAGGCCCCACGGGUGGAGAAGAAUCCUUCUUUGCCAGAUGACCUCAGUGAUAGCACCAGUCUGGGGACCAGUGUCAUGGCCACCUGCACGUCUGUCCAGGAGCAGGGGCUGAAGGCCAACAACUCCAAAGAGUUAAGCAUGUGCUUCACAGAGCUCACAACAAAUAUCAUCCCAGGGAGUAACAAGGUGAUCAAACCUAACUCAGGCCCCAGCAGAGCCAGACCCUCGGCUGCCUUGACUGCUCUCUCCCUGCUGAUGCUGAAACUGGCUUCGUAGGCGCUGGGAACCGCGUCGGAAGAUUUCUGAAAGCGCCGUAGACGAGGACACCCGCCUGACGAAAUGGAAACACAGACACCCACACACCCCUUGCAAAAAAAAGUUUUCUUUCCCGCCUUGUCUCUGAACCUGUCUGCUCCCAGGUUUCUUCUCUGGAGAAGUUUUUCUAAACCAAACAGACAAGUAGGCGAACAGCCUGAGAGCUGGCCCCGAGGUCCCCUGGUGAGGGAAGCCCAGUGCUGAGGAGGGUGCGAGGUUCUAGAAAUGCUCUUCACCUUCUCCUGGUGUUUUCUGCUCUGUACCCUUCCAAAGCAAGAGACCAAGACAAGGCCCCUGCAGCUGAAGGGACUGUGACUGUGGCCGAUGUAGGCUGAGGGCGGGACACCUGCAGCUGCGUUCUCAGGCUGCCCACCUGGGGACCUGCCAGGGGUGGGCUGUGGGAGUCUGGCUGACCACCUUCAGCCCCUCCUCUUGGCUUCAAGGAUGGAGAUUGUUUCGCCUUCUCCCCUCUCCCCCUACCUACCCUCAGGUGGGCCAGGUGGGUCUGCAUCUGGUGUGGGGACCCCCACCGAUGCUGGUGGAGGGGUGGUGCUGCACCGGCUCCCCCGACUGUAGCAGGGGCCAGCUCUGGGAGGUCUGGGGAGCUCAGCCCUUGGGGAGAUCCCCUUGUGGGGAGGAGGUGAAACUUGGGCACCAGCUCUGGGGCGCUUCUUCCUCCUUGACGGCAGGAAUUUUGAAGUCAAAGAGAAAUGACACGUUGUUGGCUUUUUUGGUUUCUUGUGGUCCAUAUGGCGGGUCUCCCUCUGAGGAGAGGGGCUGCUGAGAGGGGCAGAAGAGACCGCAGUUGGACGUGUGUCUGCACACUCUCUGGUCUCCCAAGGCCUCUCCUCUUCUCCCUGUUUCCGUGUUGACUUUCCUCAUUUCUAAGACGUAUGACAACUGUAUGUACAUACCGAGGCUCCUUUCUCAAUAUAUAUGUAUAUACACAUCCAUAUACAUAUAUCGUGUGGUUUCCCCUUUGUUUCCUUUUUUUAAGAAACAAAAUUGUUGAAAAAAUACCCCAACAGAUGAGCAAAAUUGUAUUAUUGUAAAGUUUAUUUUUUUUAAUAAUGUUGUCUAUAAUGGGGAAAAAGAAACCAACCCCUGUGCCCUGCUGCUGUCACACUGACCGGGCUGUGGUGGGGGCUUCUGAUCCACAUUCAUGCUUAACCAAGGCUCCAAUAAACGCACUAGGAAGCAAGCUGCCUCUGCCUCA
Galeopterus variegatus (Sunda flying lemur) is the source of this 2295-nucleotide messenger RNA. RefSeq names its product GDNF family receptor alpha-2. Gene Ontology annotation, biological process: nervous system development. The record is from RefSeq and is a predicted model, not a curated record. The annotation marks the transcript as partial. Gene Ontology annotation, cellular component: external side of plasma membrane; signaling receptor complex. Gene Ontology annotation, molecular function: signaling receptor activity. The transcript is spliced from 7 exons. Lineage: Eukaryota; Metazoa; Chordata; Mammalia; Dermoptera; Cynocephalidae.